AUGGAGGCUCAUGGAAAUGCUCGACUCCGGCCUCUAAUUGAAACCAUACGGAGCUUAUUAGGUCUUUCACCCUUACUCCUCAAUCAGCAGUAUGUUGGCAGAGUGACAUGCUCUAUUGACAAAGAUGCCAGUCUUGUUGUAGCUUCCAAAGAAUCAGCAACCACUAACUCUACAUCAGACCAGCCUGCGUUCCAUAUCCAAGUUUCUCAGCGUUUCCUGCAAGAAAUACAAGAACAUGACGGACAAGAUCGAGCCUUGGCUGAGCUUGAAGGGUUAAUGGUGUUUGCUCUGGUUGCUGAACUAUGGACUCCUUUGUCAGAAGCACAAGUGCCAGAUUGGCUUGGAUCUGGCAUUGCCGACUACAUUCGACUUAAAGCAGGCCUUGCUCCACCACAUUGGAAUCGCAUGGAGGGAAACAGUUGGGAAGACGGCUAUUCUACCACUGCGUAUUUUUUGGAUUGGGUUGAAACCAAUGAGAAACCUAAUCUGGUGCAUGAGCUAGUCAAGAUGUGGUCUACCAAUGAGCUUGAAUCUAAUCAGAUUCUUCCAUGGUCACACAAGACUUGGGAGCAACUUGUUGGAUCAACUCUCGAGACCACAUGGAAUGCAUAUCAGAACUCUCUGACAUUGGAAAUAAAUCAAACACAUAUACACACUGUUUGUGUACCAGAUCAUGAGGAUGGCUGGCCCGCUUAUCAUCUGGCUCAUCAUGUUCUUGUAGAUGCUCAACAAGCAAGGCUUUUUCGCAGUGCGGUUCCAGAUCCAAUUGAAUGGCUUCGCAAAUGUCUCGAUAUAGCUCUGCGGCUAUUGUAUAUUGAUCCAUCUCAUGCACCUCGAUGGUUUCAAACAGUGCGACUGAUUCUGCGCCAAAUGGAUGGUGUAGCCCAUACCAUCCAUGCCGAUGCUGGCAAAUCUAGAGAAAUUCAUAUUUCUGUGCAGUAUAUUUCAAGCGUGUACUCUGGUCGCAAUAAUCAAUUAACAGAAUUGCAAUCGGAAUUGAAUGGAGUGUUGGUGCACGAGCUGGUGCAUGUUAUUCAGUAUAAUGGGUUUGAUACUGCUCCAAGUUGGUUGAUUGAAGGCAUUGCCGACUAUGUUCGGCUACAUGCAAAUCUUGCUCCGCCUCAUUGGAGAUGUUGUCGAGGUGGCAGCUGGGAAGAUGGAUAUGAUCGUUGUGCAUAUUUUUUGGAUUGGAAUGAUGCACAGCUAUUGAAACGCCAGCAAUACUCGAAUGGACAGCUUACCCAACAACAGAAUGAUACCAAGCUGCGCCGGGUUGUCCAACUAAAUAUGCUUUUAAAGAGCCGGAAAUGGAAAAAUAGUUUGUUUAUGGAAGUAUUUGAUCUUCCGGCUCUGGCUACAAUUGAGGAUAUUUGGACAGAGUAUCAACGCGAUUUAAAGAAAUAA
Batrachochytrium dendrobatidis JAM81 is the source of this 1404-nucleotide messenger RNA. RefSeq lists its product as uncharacterized. The record is from RefSeq and is a predicted model, not a curated record. Bases 1 to 1404 code for a protein of 467 amino acids. Lineage: Eukaryota; Fungi; Chytridiomycota; Chytridiomycetes; Rhizophydiales. The transcript has a single exon.